CACGCGUCCGACUUUUUUCCUUCCGCCCUCCAUUGCUGUUUCCCUGCAAUGGCAUUCGGCCUGGGGAGACUGCUCUUGCGGGGGCCUCGCUGCCUUUUGGCACCGGCCGCCCCCACCCUCGUCCAGCCUGUUCGGGGCGUGAAGAAGGGAUUUCGCGCCGCCUUCCGCUUCCAGAAGGAGUUAGAGCGGUGGCGCCUGCUCCGGUGCCCGCCGCCGCCCGUGCGCCGUUCAGAGAAGCCCAACUGGGAUUACCACGCGGAAAUACAAGCUUUUGGACAUCGGUUACAGGAAACGUUUUCCUUAGAUCUCCUCAAAACUGCGUUUGUUAAUAGCUGCUAUAUUCAAAGUGAGGAGGCCAAGCGCCAAAACCUUGGGAUAGACAAAGAAGCUGUUCUUCUGAAUCUUAAAGACAAUCAGGAACUCUCUGAACAAGGGACAUCUUUUUCAAAAACUUGCCUCACACAAUUUCUUGAGGAUGCAUUCCCAGACUUGCCCACUGAAGGCAUUCAGAGUCUCAUUGACUUUCUCACUGGUGAGGAAGUGGUGUGUCACGUGGCCAGAAACUUGGCCGUGGAGCAGUUAACUCUGAGUGCAGAAUUUCCAGUUCCCCCGCCUGUCUUACAGCGGACUUUCUUCGCAGUGAUUGGAGCCUUGCUGCAGAGCAGCGGCCCCGAGAGGGCUGCUCUUUUCAUCAGGGACUUCUUAAUUACCCAGAUGACUGGAAAAGAACUCUUUGAGAUUUGGAAGAUCAUAAAUCCCAUGGGGCUCCUGGUAGAAGAACUGAAGAAAAGGAAUAUUUCAGCUCCUGAAUCGAGACUCACCAGGCAGUCUGGAAGCACCACAGCUUUGCCUGUGUUUUUUGUUGGCCUCUACUGUGAGAGACAGCUGAUCGCCGAGGGGCCCGGGGAGACGGCGCUGGCGGCGGAGGACGAGGCGGCGCGCGUGGCGCUGCGCAGGCUCUUCGGGUUCACGGAGAACCGCCGGCCCUGGGACUACUCCGCGCCGCUGGGGACGCCGCGGGCUCGGGCGACCGGCGCGGCCAGCUCCCCCGGUGGCCGCGCCGCAGCCUGACACCGCGGGGCAAACGGGGAGACGGAUGUCGGAGCCGCUCGAAGCUGGACGCUUCUCACAUUGUAAAGAAAUAGGUCUGACUCCUGUCAUGGGUUCCCAAAGUUAAGCAAUAUUCAUCAGGUCAUGGAGGGUUUUUUUUUCAUUUUUGUUUUGUCAAAAGUCUUUUCUGAUGUUUUCCAGUAAGUUUUUUCUCAAGUCCUUGACUUUAUUAUUGUAUGUCACAUGGAUAGUUGGGCGUAUUUUAUUCCUGUCUGGCUUCAUCAUAAUUCGAAUGUGUGUUUUAUGUGAACUUGAAUGCCAAUAAAAAAAAAGUCAUUCUCUCUCUCAA
Messenger RNA from Suricata suricatta (meerkat), 1399 nucleotides. It is a transcript of the gene MRPL44, whose product is annotated as mitochondrial ribosomal protein L44. The record is from RefSeq and is a predicted model, not a curated record. Gene Ontology annotation, biological process: primary miRNA processing; regulation of gene expression; rRNA processing. Gene Ontology annotation, molecular function: ribonuclease III activity; double-stranded RNA binding. Bases 49 to 1071 code for a protein of 340 amino acids. Gene Ontology annotation, cellular component: nucleus. Lineage: Eukaryota; Metazoa; Chordata; Mammalia; Carnivora; Herpestidae. The transcript has 4 exons.